Molecule: messenger RNA, 3622 nt
Organism: Terrapene triunguis (Three-toed box turtle)
Lineage: Eukaryota; Metazoa; Chordata; Testudines; Emydidae
Gene: ZBTB4
Product: zinc finger and BTB domain containing 4
Exons: 1
Coding region: 21-3608 (1195 amino acids)
Biological process (GO): regulation of cytokine production; regulation of immune system process; negative regulation of transcription by RNA polymerase II
Molecular function (GO): protein binding
Source: RefSeq, a predicted model, not a curated record
CCCAGCUCUGUGGCCGCACCAUGGCUCCGGUGCUGGAGCUCUCGGACGCCGCUCACUCCUGCUGCCUGCUGGUGGAGCUGAAUGAGCAGCGGCUGCGGGGCCAGUUCUGCGACGUCACCAUCAUCGCCGAAGACACCAAGUUCCCAGCCCACAGGAACGUGCUGGCAGCCUGCAGCCCGUACUUCAAGGCGGUGCUGUCGGAGGAGCCGGCCGGCCGCCAGCCGGCCCAGGUGCUGGAGCUGCCCGACAUCCAAGCCGGGGUCUUCUCUGAUAUCCUCAACUUCAUCUACCGGUCUCGCCUCUCGGUGCCCAGCCCGGCCGCCGCCCGGCAGAUCGGAGCCGCCGGCCGCCGCCUGGGCAUCUCGUGGCUGGAGAACCUGGACCCCGCCGCUCAAGCCAAGGAGAUGAGCGAGCCCUGGAGCCCCGAGGCCGCCGGAGACACCUCGGCCUCCUCCCCGAGAUCCUGCGCCUCCCCCGUGGACCUGACUUGCCCGUCGCGGUCGGCCGCCAGCCCCAUCUGCCUCCAGGAGCCGGCCCAGCCGCCCAGCCCGCAGCGGGAGGCGGAUAACGAAACCGAGACGGCGAAGAUCCUCUACGCCCUGAGCACAGCGCCUGCCGAGCCGGGUGCCCCGGACUGGGAGCGGGAGCGUGGCGCCGCAGAACCGCCCGACGCCGGGGGCGAGCCGGCGCCGUCUUCUUCCUCGCCGGCGGGCAGCGCCUUCCGCUGCGGGCUCUGCAGCCGCUCCUUCGCCACACCAGCCGCCCUGAGCCUCCACCUGAAACUGCAUCGGAGCCGGCGCUCCCUCUCCUGCCGCCACUGCGGCAAGAGCUUCAUCCACGUCAAGCGGCUGCAGACGCACGAGGUGCUCUGCAAGGAGGCCGGUGAGGAAGAGGAGGCAGCGGCGGCGGGCAGCUCGGCGGUGGCGGGCGGCUCGGAGGCGGCAGCCCCUGCGGCGCCCCUUCCUCCCACCGCACCGGCGCUGCCCAAACCGGCAUCUUCCAAGAAAGGCCUGCUCUUCCGCCACCGGGCCCUGCAGCGGCUGGAGUACAUCCCGGAGCAGGACCACUUCGUCAAGGUGGUGGACGGGCACGUCAUCUACUUCUGCACCGUCUGCGAGCGCUCCUACAUGACCCUCUCCAGCCUCAAGCGCCACUCCAACGUUCACUCCUGGCGACGCAAGUACCCCUGCCGCUACUGCGACAAAGUCUUCGCCCUGGCCGAGUACCGGACGAAGCACGAGGUAUGGCACACCGGCGAGCGCCGCUACCAGUGCAUCUUCUGCUGGGAGACAUUCGUCACCUACUACAACCUGAAGACCCACCAGAAGGCCUUCCACGGCAUCAACCCGGGACUCAUCUCCUCCGAGAAGACGCCCAACGGGGGCUACAAGCCGCGGCUCAACGCCCUCAAGCUCUACCGCCUCUUGCCCAUGCGCUCCCAGAAGCGACCCUACAAGACGUAUAGCCCGGGGCUGCUGCCGGAGGGCCUGCUGUUGCCCCCGCAGCCCCUUCCCGUGGCGCUGGGCGAGGGGGACUCCACGGCCGGCCCUGGCGGGGAGGCGGGGCCCGGCUUCGCAUCUGCCAACGCUUUGGAGGCGCCGGAGGCCGAGCGGUUCCUCCUGCCGGCGCCGGCCGAGCGGCACGAGACGGGGCCGCCCCCGUUCCUGGCAGAGGAGGCGCGGCGGGCGCCGGCGGACGGUGAGGCCCCGUCGGUCAUCGCCUAUGGCCACCCGGCCGCCUCGGUCAUCGUGCACAGCACCUCGGUGGGAGGUGGGGGCGGCCAGGCAUCCUCGGUCAUCACCUACAACAGCACGCCAGCCGCCCCCCGCCCCGCCCCUGCUGAGCCCCUCAAAAAGCAAGUGCUGAAGGAGUACAUCCAAGCCCAGAAGGCGGCCGAGCAGGCGGCGGAGGAGGCAGGCGGCGGGGAGCCGCCGAAACCCCGCAGCCUGCGGCCCGGCCGCACCAUGACCUACAUGGCCAAGCCGGCCUACGUGGGCGCCGCCUCAGAGAGCCGCAGCGCCCCGCUGUGCCAGAUCACUGUGCGCAUUGGCGAAGAGGCCAUUGUCAAGCGGCGCAUCUCCGAGACUGACCUGAUGCUGGACAAGAGCCCAAGGGGCCCCAAGCGUUUCGAUUUCGGGCCGGCCGAGAAAGCGGCUCCCGGCAAACGGGCCGGCAGCUCCUACGCCCACAACGAGAGUGGCGAGGAAGAGAGCGACCGGGACGCCGAAGACCAGCUCUGGCGUCCGUACUACACCUACAAGCCCAAGCGGAAGGCCUGUGGCUCCGGCGGGGCUGGCUCCGGCGUCCCCAAGGUGAAGCGGUCUUCCCGGUGGCGCCGCAAGCUGCGUUCCCUGCGCUGGAUGAAGCGGGCGGAGGAGGAGGAGGAAAGGGAGGAGCCCAGCCCAGCGCCCGCCCACGCCUCGCCCAGUCCUGGCGGCUCUGACGCCCCGGCGCCCGAGCCGGCGCACAAGGCGGGGCGCGGCAGCGCCGAUUGGAAACACGAGUGCAGUGCCUGCGGCAAGCUCUUCUCGGCGCUGAAGAAGCUGCGGAAACACGAGCGGGUGCACGGGCGGCCUGGCAAGGAUGAUCCUGCGCCGGCGCCGGCCCACCGGGUGGGCCGCAAGCCCUCGGUCAAAUUCACCUGCGCCCACUGCGCCAAGGUCUGCAAGACCGCGGCGGCCCUGAGCCGGCACAUGAAGCGGCACGAGGGGGAAAGCCGGGAGCCUGGCCCGGCUGCCCUGACCACCGUCAUCGCCUAUUCCAAAAAAACGGAGGAGCCGGAGCCGGCGCUGGCGGCCGUCAAGGAGGAAAUCACGCAGGAGAUGCAGGUCUCAUCAUCCAGCGGGGAGCCAGCGGCGGCAGAGGCCAGCCGGGCCUGCACUGCCGGCCAGCCGGCCACGCCGGAGAGUCAGGGGGCAGCGCCGCCCCGGGAGGAAGAGGUGAUGCCGCCAGAGACGGGCGGGCCACAGGAGGCGGCUGCCCCGCUAGCCGAAGCCACCACCAGCUGUGUCGAGCUGGCCCCUGCGCCGCCCGCCCCCCAGGCCGCCCUCUCCUUGCAAGACCCUGUCAUCUCGCACACCAGCCCGGCCCCGGCCCCGCCCGAGGAGGAGGCGGUGGGCGGCUACCCAGAGAGGUACCCGGUGCAGGAGUACCCCCUGCCCCUGCUGGCGCCCGGGGGCUGCCGGAUCCGGAAGGAGGCAGAAGACAAGCCCGCCUUCCUGGCCUACCCCAGCCCCCUCCCUUUCAACGCUGUGGGCAAGGCCGGGGCCGGCGAAGGGGAGGGCAAGGUGAGCUUCUACCCCGACCCCUACCCGCUCGUGUACGGGCACCAGCUGCUGGCUGCGUACCCGUACAACUUCACCAACCUGGCCGCCCUGCCUGUGGCGCUGAACAUGGUCCUGCCAGACGACAAGGGCCAGCCCCUCCCUUUCCUGCCCAGCGUCUUCGGCUACUCGGUCAACCCGUGCCGGAACGAGGCCCAGGACGGGGCUGGCGCCGGGGCCCACGGGGCCGGCAGCGGGGCGGGGGGUGGGGCGGCCCUGCCCCGGGGGGUGGUCCGGGGGGAGCCCCCGGCCCCCGAGCGCCUGAAGAAGGGAAAUUUCCUGUGAGCGGCAAGCGGGCA